Messenger RNA from Daucus carota subsp. sativus, 1895 nucleotides. RefSeq lists its product as uncharacterized. Gene Ontology annotation, molecular function: GTPase activator activity; protein binding. The coding region runs from base 119 to 1504 and encodes 461 amino acids. NCBI's taxonomy places the organism in Eukaryota, Viridiplantae, Streptophyta, Magnoliopsida, Apiales, Apiaceae. The record is from RefSeq and is a predicted model, not a curated record. The transcript is spliced from 13 exons.
UAGAUUGCCAUCUUUCAGCGUCAUAGGAUAAACAAUACAUACGUAUAUAUACAAAUCACCAGUUUAUACUGGCAGUUACAAUGAUUUCUCUCCUUCAGACUCAACAUCAACAUUCAACAUGGCAUCUACUUCAACUCUCCCUCGUCACUUCAAUCCAAAGGUAUUUUCAGUGCAUCAUGAGUGGAAAAAAGAUAGAAUUUUGUUGAGUAGUUCAGGGAAUUAUGGUGGGCUGAAGUUGAAAUUUGAGAAAGUUUUGUGUGUAAGUAGAAAAAGGCAAAUUAAGGGUUUGGCUGUUAAGGCUAUGUAUACUUCUGCUUUGCCUCCUCCUCCAGACGGGCAAUCAGGGAAGAGGGAUUGGAAGGUGUUUCGAAAGUGUCGUAAAGGGGAGGGCUUUUCGAUUAAGGGUGUUGCUAAGGGGAUUGCUGCGGUUUUUGUUCCUAUUGGGACGUUUAUGCUGACGCUUCUGUGGAAAUUGGCGGCAAUCGUACUGCCUAAACCGACAAAAACCGCAUUAGAUGAGAACAAGUCAAGUAGUGAAAGAAAUUUUUGGUCUUUUGGUAAAAAUCUCUUGUAUGGAUUUGCGGCAAAGAUGGAAAGGGACUCUAAGCAAAAUCUAUACAACUAUGCCAAAGACCUGAGAUCAUUCAGGAUCGUGAAUUUGUCAGGUGGUGACUUGGGCGAUGCAGGUCUAUCUAUUCUUGCGGAGAGCUUAGUUGACAAUCAGAGUUUAGAAGAACUUAAUCUUUCUUCUAAUGGAAUAACUGUCACUGGACUAAAAGCAUUAGAUGGUGUGCUGCAAUCAAACGUUGUACUCAAGACUCUUAAUCUUUCUGGAAAUCCUAUCGGGGAGGAAGGUGCAAAGUGUCUAUGUGAAUUACUGGCAAACAAUACUGGCAUCAAGAAGCUGCAGCUAAACGAUGCUCGGAUAGGAAAUGAGGGAGCAAAGGCUAUCUCUGAGAUGUUGAUUAGAAAUUCAAGCUUGCAGAUUCUUGAACUUGAUAACAAUCUUAUCGAUGAUGUUGGAUUCUCAGAGCUUGCAAGAUCACUUAUUGGCAAUGAAACUUUGCACACAAUGUAUCUUAAUCGGAACUAUAGUGGUGCUUUGGGGGCUUCUGCUCUGGGCGAAGGCCUUGGGAGGAACCGAUCCUUGCGGGAACUUCAUUUGAACGGAAACUCUAUUGGAGAUACAGGUGUUCGUGCUUUAAUGUCUGGCUUACUAUCACAUAAAGGGGAAAUUAUAGCCUUGGAUCUUGGUAACAACGGAUUAAGCUCAAGGGGUGCUACAUAUGUAGCUGAAUAUAUUAGAAAAAGCAAAACAUUGUUGUGGAUGAGUCUUUUCAUGAAUGAUCUUCGAGAUGAGGGGAUGGCAAAAAUAGCGGCUGCUUUAAAGCAUUGCACAAUAAGAAGUAUAGAUCUGGGGGAAAAUGGCAUAGGCGAGAAGGGUAUAAAUAGCAUAACUGAAGCUGUGCACCACAAUUCUUUGAUCGCAUCUGUAAAUUUCUGAAACUCUCAUUCCAUAUCUCAUAUUCCCCUGCGAUGUACAGCGGUAGUAGAAGCAGAGAGAAGGGAUCCAUCAAUAAGGCUAUAUCAUAUGUGCACAACAUGGGUAGUAAUUAGGAUUUUCUAACAUUACUGUAGUUUCGUAAAUAUAUGCAUGUAGAAAACCCUACUUACUAGUUCUGGAUUGCUUUUUUUUUUUUUAAUUACAAGUGUAAUUUCAUAGCAAUUCACUUCUGUUGGCAUCUGCCUUCGGGUUGUAUAUGAAAAUUACACUUGCAAGUUGUAAAUUGUUCAAAUGAUUCUUGGUGACUUCUCUGAAGCUCAUCCUGGAUUAUUUUACUUGGAAAAGUUCACUUUAAAGAAUUCAGCUCCCUUGAAUGGUUUGUUAUGCUACA